GUUUGGCUGCAAUUUGAAUCAGAAAUGUCGGAUUCUGCUAUUCUUAAAAAUAAAAUGAUUCAUUAGACAGCUUGCGCUUGAGAAUGAAGUUUAUUCAAGAUAGCACCGAAACCUGACAGACAGCCAAACUCUCCUCCAAAUCCAGGCUGGCUGAGUUUAAAUCAUCCCGUUCCCUCCCAGACAUCUGGUCGGACGGACUAUGGCUGAAGCCAAGCUAUCGGAGGAAAGCCUGCUUCAAGAAACGGGAGGAGCAGAAGCGGUCGUGAUUCCAGCCAACUUGGAAAAUACAAAGGUAAAAGAUAAAGAAAAACCCCUAAGUGAAUUGGGAAGGGCGAGCUGGGGAUGGGAAUGGCAGCGAAGCCCAGACAAGGCAGCACCUCCCCACCCCAGGAUGAGAGACGAGGCAGAAAGACUGAACGCUAUGAUAGAACAGUAUUUAAGAUGCUACGUCGACUACCAGCAGUCCAAUUGGGCAGACCUCCUAUCUUUUGCGGAGGUUGCAUAUAAUAAUGCUGUCCACAGCAGCACGGGGCUAACCCCGUUCAAAAUAGUGAGUGGCAUGGAUUUUGUUCCCAUGCCAGAAUACCCGAGGGAGCCCCCUUCCUCAGUCAGUUUGACCGACUGGAUGGCAAUGUUGAGACAAACUUGGGAAAAUGUUAAGAGGGCGCUGGCAAAGGCGGCUCAAUCUUAUAAGGACCAAGCAGACAAACACCGAACUCCCCAAAGACCAUUUCAGCUGGGAGAGAAAGUUUACCUCUCCACCAAGUACUUGAGACUUAGACUCCCGAGCAGGAAAUUGGGCCCAAAAUUUAUAGGACCAUUUCCUAUAAUAAAAAUAAUCAACCCCGUUACAGUGCAAUUGCAGUUGCCAUGGCUUUUGGGGAAAAUUCACCCCGUUUUUCACAGUAGCCUUCUAAAACCUGUAGUGGGGUCUACUUUAAGGCCAAUGCCACGUGAACCCCCUGGGCCCCUGGUUGUUGGGGGCCAAACGCACUACGAAGUGCAGCGGAUUCUUGAUUCAAGAUGGCACAGGGGGCGCCUUCAGUGCUUAAUUAAAUGGAAGGGUUACCCAUUGUCAGAGGCUUCCUGGGUGAAGAGCGCAAACAUCCAAGCUGAUCGCCUUAUAGCAAAAUUCCAUGCAGACCACCCGGGAAAGCCGGGAGGGGGGGGUGCACAGCCAGGGAGGGGCUGAUGAGACUAAUCUUGUUGUGUUUUCCCUAUGGGAUAGGUGAUGUCGCAGAGGGAAGGGAG
Pantherophis guttatus is the source of this 1251-nucleotide messenger RNA. NCBI's taxonomy places the organism in Eukaryota, Metazoa, Chordata, Lepidosauria, Squamata, Colubridae. The record is from RefSeq and is a predicted model, not a curated record.